AUGUGCGGCCGUUUUGCUAAUGGCUUGGGCCCCGAAGCCUUCCGUGAGGCCGUCUCCGAUGUGUUCCCUGAUGAUUAUGAAAUAGAUGAACCGAUGGAGGACAAUACCUACUUCCCGAGCUACAAUGUAGCGCCCAACACACGAUACCCUGUCCUAUGUAUGGCCGAUGACCCUCAUCAUCUGCGCGUAGAUAUCAUGCGCUGGGGUCUAAGGAACAGCGACUUGACAUCACAUCAUAAUCGACCGGCAUGGGACCAUUUUAUCAUCAAUGCGCGUGAUGACUCAAUUAAGAAACCCUCGUCUAUAUGGCGCAAUGUCGUGCAGUCGCAGCGGUGUAUCUUAUUCUGCCAAGGGUACUAUGAGUGGCAAAGAUCAUCGCCGACGUCUCGUCCCAUCCCCUAUUUUGUCGGGAUGUCCGUCAAUGGGAUUGGACGUCCCACAGUACAAGGUUCAUCACGAUGUCUGAUGCCGAUGGCUGGUGUCUGGACCGUAUCUGAAGAGGGAGAAAACAAGUAUGCAGUGGUAACGACGCAUGCCAACAAGCAGCUACGUUUCCUGCAUGACCGAAUGCCUGUGAUCCUAGGUGAUGUGGACGCUAUUGUGACAUGGCUCGCUCCUUCUACCCCUAUGCCCGACGUGCUACGUCUUCUUCAACCUUAUGACGCGCCCUUAGACUGCUUCAAGGUACCUACCGAGGUGGGCACGGUUGGCAUCUCGAACGAAAAUAUGAUCCAUCCCGUGGAAACACGCAAAGAUGGUAUUGUUGCCAUGUUUACCCAUGCACAAAAAAAAAAGACCGACGAAACAUCUAUCAAGAGAGAGGAUACCAGUAACGACGCUGAGCCACAUUCGUCGCGAAUUUCGGUACAGCAGCGCGAGCUACCCACAACACCGUCUCGAUCUACACAAUCAGCCUCGUCGCCUCGCAAGCGAUCGAAGGGUACGUCUCCGCAUGUCACCAAGCGGCCCAAAGGGACGCCCAGCUUAGAGUCGUUUUGGCACUAG
Molecule: messenger RNA, 1005 nt
Organism: Malassezia pachydermatis
Lineage: Eukaryota; Fungi; Basidiomycota; Malasseziomycetes; Malasseziales; Malasseziaceae
Exons: 1
Coding region: 1-1005 (334 amino acids)
Biological process (GO): DNA damage response
Molecular function (GO): single-stranded DNA binding
Source: RefSeq, a predicted model, not a curated record